Molecule: messenger RNA, 2033 nt
Organism: Malaclemys terrapin pileata
Lineage: Eukaryota; Metazoa; Chordata; Testudines; Emydidae
Gene: RRM2
Product: ribonucleotide reductase regulatory subunit M2
Exons: 10
Coding region: 85-1263 (392 amino acids)
Biological process (GO): deoxyribonucleotide biosynthetic process
Cellular component (GO): cytosol
Molecular function (GO): ribonucleoside-diphosphate reductase activity, thioredoxin disulfide as acceptor
Source: RefSeq, a predicted model, not a curated record
CCCCACCAUCGCCCCUGCCUGUGAGAGCCGGAGCCUCCGUCGUCGUGUCCCCGCCGCCGCCUGUCUCUGCCCGCCAUCGCCGCCAUGAUCCCCGCCCGGGCCCCGUUCUCCGUCCGCAACGAGCAGCCCCGCCUGUCGCCCAUGAAGAACCUGGUCCUGACCGACAAGGAGAACACGCCCCCCGCGACCAGCGCCACGCGGGUCCUGGCCACCAAGGCCGCUCGGAAGAUCUUCCAGGAGGCGGACGCGAAGCCGUUGAAACCCAAAGCAGUGAUACAAGCUCCUAGCAAUCUGGAAGAUGAGCCACUCCUACGGGAGAAUCCCCACCGGUUUGUCAUGUUCCCCAUCCAGUACCAUGAUAUCUGGCAGAUGUACAAGAAAGCAGAGGCCUCCUUCUGGACAGCUGAAGAGGUUGAUCUUUCCAAAGAUAUUCAACACUGGGAGUCCCUGAAGCCCGAGGAGAAAUACUUCAUUUCACAUGUCCUAGCCUUCUUUGCAGCAAGUGAUGGCAUUGUAAAUGAGAAUUUGGUGGAGCGAUUCAGCCAAGAAGUACAGGUAACAGAAGCACGCUGUUUCUAUGGCUUCCAGAUUGCUAUGGAAAACAUACAUUCAGAAAUGUACAGUCUGCUCAUAGAUACUUACAUUAAAGAUCCAAAACAGAGGGAAUUUCUUUUCAAUGCCAUUGAAACAUUGCCAUGUGUUAAAAAGAAGGCUGACUGGGCCAUGCAGUGGAUUGGGGACAAACAAGCAACAUUUGGAGAACGUGUAGUAGCUUUUGCAGCAGUGGAAGGAAUUUUCUUCUCUGGCUCCUUUGCAUCCAUCUUUUGGUUGAAGAAGAGAGGGUUAAUGCCUGGACUCACUUUUUCUAAUGAACUCAUCAGCAGAGAUGAGGGUUUGCACUGCGAUUUUGCCUGCCUAAUGUUCAAGCACUUGAUUCACAAACCAUCUGAGGAAAGAGUAAGAGACGUCAUUACCAAUGCUGUCAGGAUAGAGCAGGAAUUCUUGACAGAGGCGCUACCUGUAAAGCUGAUUGGCAUGAAUUGCACUUUAAUGAAACAGUACAUCGAAUUUGUAGCAGACCGACUUAUGCUGGAGCUGGGAUUUAGCAAGAUAUUCAAAGCAGAGAAUCCAUUUGACUUUAUGGAGAAUAUCUCGCUGGAAGGCAAGACUAACUUCUUUGAGAAGCGAGUAGGAGAAUACCAGAAGAUGGGAGUAAUGUCAAAAUCCACAGAUAACUCUUUCACUUUGGAUGCAGACUUUUAAAUGAACUGAGACCACUUAAGAUAUGAUGCGCAUGCUGUUUGAACGAAACAUUUGCUUUCAAUAUGAAUUCACAUUGAGACUUGAUUAUACUAAAAUCCCACUCUUGAACAGUGUGGGGUAUGGUACUGUUCUGAAGAGGCUAGUAUAGCUACAGCAGUAAAAUUCUUUCAUUAGAUAUUGCCAAUGGUGUUAAUUCAUAGAAUGCUUAGCUGGAAUAACUCGUGUUAUAAAAUCAUUUCCUGAAAAAUCCUCAAUUCUUGAAGUGAUCUCAAAUGCCAUCCCUUGCAACAGGGAGGUUGUACACAGAUAUCACUAGCUUCUGGAAUUUCUAUAACAAAGCUGGAAGUGCUUGAGAAAUGAGAGUCGUAAAAUCAAUUUGAGAGAAUUGGAUCUCGGAUACUGCAGGGGAAGCUACAUGACCUCACUGCUUCUAAGCAGGUUUUAAGUUUACUUUUUACUAUUUGUAAUAGUUUGUACAUAAACCUGGCACUUUAAUAUUAAAAUAAAGAACUCUGACUUGUAGUAUUCUUGGUAACACGAAUAUUGAAACUUGAGUUUAUACUAAACAUUUAGACACAGCAUUGCAUGAUAAACCUUUUUGUUUUUAUGCUUAUUUACUUGUAUGUAACUUAAAAUGAUAAAGCUUUGAAUCAGACCUGCUGGUGAUCCUGACAGAUCUGUAAAACUUCUGGCAAAGUGUAAAAAUACAAACUGUAUGGAAGUUGAGAAGCUUAUUAAAAGUCCAGUGUUCUAGAUACUGGAAAAAAAUA